Molecule: messenger RNA, 390 nt
Organism: Prunus armeniaca (apricot)
Lineage: Eukaryota; Viridiplantae; Streptophyta; Magnoliopsida; Rosales; Rosaceae
Source: the annotation of a GenBank genome assembly
AUGGCUUUUGUGGUAGGUCAAGGGGGCAAGACCUCGGUGUUAUCUUCUGCUGCCAAGAAAUGGAAGGAUUUCAAGUCUACACUGACGAGGCAUUAUAUCCUUCCAUACAUCAAGGAGAGGGAGAAAUUAAGCCAACCCCCUGAAAUAUAUAAAUUCAUAGAGAAAGCAGAAUGGGAUGCCUUUAUUAGGGAGAAACUUGAGUACAAUCAUCGAUUGUCUCGAAAAGGAUAUGCUGGUUUGGAGGAUCAAUUGGAGGAAACCAUGCCUGGGGUAGAAAUUGAUCGAUCUACCUUAUGGAAGAAAGCUAGACAGGACAAACAUGGUAACAUCCCAGAUCCAAAGGUGGCAGAGAAAGCAAAAUUAAUUGUAAGCCUACACACUCUAUUUUAA